AUGGAGUUUAAAAACCCAAAUACAGUUACGAUUAAUCCAGUAUCGGAGCAGUCAAGCAGUGGGACCAAUGACAAUGGAAAUCAACUCGAUACACACACCAUUACUCCCGUAUCUGACCAGUCAAACGGAGGGAGUGAUAACCGUGGAAAGAAACCCGUGCCUUUGGGCAUAAAGAUCUUGGCUGUUGCUAUAGUCAGUAUGUAUACCUUUGGAAGCCGUUGGAGCAACGGAGUUACUGGCGCUUUGAAGAGUACCCUCAAAAAGAAACUUCACAUUUCAAACACUCAAUAUGCUAUCCUUACUAGCACUAAGGAUAUUGUUAAGCUUUCUCUUAUCCUCUUCAGUGGUGUUCUUACCGAUCGAUAUGGUGGAGCCAGCACCAUGCUGUGUGGUACUGCAGUCGAUACGUUCGGCGCAAUCAUGGUUGCGACAGCAACUCAAGUCCGCUCCUUCAAAUUCAUGAUCGUUGGCAGUAUAAUAGAAUCCCUUGGCGAAGUCGCAAUUAGUACUGCCCAGUAUAAAAUCCUGUCCUCUUGGUUUGCGCCCUCAUCCGGCUUCGCAUCAUCUGUCGGCAUAGAACACGGUAUUGGAAAAAUUGGUUCUUUUGUUGCAAAAUCCACUGCUAACAUCAUUGCUCAUAAUCUCGGUUUGAGCUGGGCAUAUUGGAUGAUUGUUUUCAUGAACCUUUUUACUAAUGCUAUAGCUCUUUUGUUUUGGUGGAUGACAAGGCAGUGUGAGAAGCGCUAUACGCAUAUAAAAGAUCCAGCAACUGGAGAGACAUUAACGGAGAACACAAAGAAAUUUCAGAUUAGAAAGAUCAUAUUACUACCUUGGUCUUUCUGGUUAGUUUGCUUGUUUACGAUGCUCGAGGACCCCCUAUCGAAUUUGUUUUCGAGGAAUAGCACUGAGUUGGCAGAGCAGCGGUUUAAUAUUUCACCUUCCAAGGCUGGCUUAUACUCUGCCGUAUCCCACUACUCUGGUUUCUUUCUUGCCCCAUUAAUCGGUAUCUUUAUCGAUGUGUUUGGGCAACGUAUUACGCUUAUGCUUAUCUGCGGUUCAGGAUUGCUCUUGUCAAUGUGUCUCCUUACAUGGGGACCUACUGUCGCUGGUGCGGCUGCCAGCCUUGUUAUCUAUGGGAUUUUUAGUUCCUACGACUCUACACUUAUUACCGACAGUCUGCGUACGAGCAUGUGGUACCAAGAUAUCUUUGGCUCAGGGGUUGCUAUUAGAUCCGCUAUUAAGGACAGUAUGGAAGUUAUUAUCAGCCUUAUCGCUGGCGUUCUUCAAGACCGCGACGACAAUAAGUACUAUAGGGUCACGAUUCUCUAUGUAGUACUUGCAGCUAGCUGCGUUCUGGUUGCCUGUUUGAUGCUUGCUCUUGGCCUUGCAACGGAUAAUAUGGGAAAGCUACAAUGGAGUCGCAAGAAGAGAGUUAAAAAUGGUCAUGUCAUUAACGCCAAGAGACAAGAGAGUGAAAGUGAAGGCCAUGCAGAGAAGCAGAGAAUGUUAAAUAUUAUUAACUUCUCUGCUGUUCUCUUACUUAUUCUUGGCGCGUGGGUGAGUUACCUUUGGGGCUUGGUUACAAAGCAGAAUUAG
This is a messenger RNA of Fusarium fujikuroi IMI 58289, 1596 nucleotides long. Its product is annotated as related to MFS transporter. Gene Ontology annotation, molecular function: transmembrane transporter activity. NCBI's taxonomy places the organism in Eukaryota, Fungi, Ascomycota, Sordariomycetes, Hypocreales, Nectriaceae. The transcript has 3 exons. The record is from RefSeq and is a predicted model, not a curated record. Bases 1 to 1596 code for a protein of 531 amino acids. Gene Ontology annotation, biological process: transmembrane transport.